UAAGAUCCAACCGGCUUCGACGUUGAACGUUGUUAGCCUCGUUCUCAAAAUGGCGGCUUACAUUGAAAACCUUCAAGAUGUGUUUAAGAACUGCGACAAAAUUAAAGACAUUUUGGCUCAUUCUGCCAAAGUUCACUCCGUGGCCUGGAGUUGUGAUGGUCGGAAGUUAGCGUCGGGAUCAUUUGAUAAGACUGUUAGUAUAUUCAGCUUGGACAGAGAUCGUUUGAAUAAAGACUUCACGUUCCGUGGCCAUGGAGACAGCGUUGAUCAGUUGUGUUGGCAUCCAAGUAAUCCAGACCAUCUCGUUACAGCCAGUGGGGAUAAAACCGUUCGCAUCUGGGAUGCUCGUAUCAAUAAAUCUGUUGCCACCGUCAACACCAGAGGUGAGAAUAUAAACAUCUGCUGGUCACCAGAUGGCAGCACUAUCGCCGUCGGAAACAAAGAGGAUCUCGUCACAUUUAUCGAUGCCCGUACACACCGCUCUCGAGCUGAAGAGCAAUUCAAGUUUGAAGUGAAUGAAAUCUCGUGGAACAAUGAAGGAGAUUUAUUCUUCUUAACCAGUGGUCAAGGAAGCAUCCACAUUCUCAGCUAUCCUGAUUUAAAAUUGCAGUAUGUCUUAAACGCCCACCCAGCUAAUUGUAUUUGCAUUGAGUUUGACCCCACGGGAUCAUAUUUUGCUACUGGAAGUGCAGACGCUUUGGUUAGUCUUUGGGACGUUGACCAGUUAGUGUGUGUCCGAACAUUUGCUAGACUUGACUGGCCUGUACGGACUCUGAGUUUUAGCUAUGAUGGUAAAAUGUUAGCAACAGCUUCUGAAGACUUGGUUAUUGAUAUUGCUGAAGUUGAAACCGGUCAAAAAGUAACUGAAAUUCCUUGUGAAACACCAACCUUUACAGUUGCAUGGCACCCCAAACGGUAUCUGUUAGCAUUUGCUUGUGAUGACAAACACGACAGAGGAGAUCGAGAUUCAGGCAUGGUUAAAGUUUUUGGAUUUCCAAAUGAUUCUUGAUUAAUUUCUUGGAGUUAUCUUUAAUCCAGAGUUUAAAGACAUUUUCUUCAGUGAACAUUCAUCAUUAUUUUAAUUUAAAUGCUUUCAUUAUGAAAUUGUCCAUUUUCAGGCAAUGUGUUUACUGUGUCAUGCAGCAACACAGGUUGCAAAACAAAUAACAUUGUUCCCAUCAGAGAAUAAUUCAUUCAAUUCUUAAAUAUUUAUUUUAAAACAGAAGCAGUAUUAGUUUAAAAUAGCAACCUGUGUGUCUUACAUAAUGCAUAUACAUCACAGAAAGCUUAGUUAACUGCAUUAUUUGUCUUGAGAUAGCAUUUCUUGCAGACAUACAUUGUUUUGCUAUCUUGAGAUGAAUACUGCAGUUAAUUAAGCUUUCGCUGAUGUAUCUGCAUUGAGUAUCAUACACAGAUUGCUAUUAUUUUUAAAUAUUAAUAUUGCAAUCAAAUUGUUAAAAUCUGUUUGAUCCAUGUAAGUAUAUUCUUUGUGACCUCAAUUCAUAAAGGAUAGGCUGUGUAUACAAAGAAAUUUUUAAUUUUCAAGCCAUAUCAUGAAAGUGCACAAUGGGAAAAGCAUUUAAUAAUCAAAAACAAAAAAUGAAAAAAAUGAUUCGAACAUAGCUUUAUGCAGUAAAGGUUACCAGGGAAUACCAGUAACUGAAUCAAAAAACUCAUCCAGUUUACUUGUGUUGAGAGCAUAAAGGUCUCCGAGAUGCAUGGAAGGCUGUCGUUUUGUAUUGCAGUAUGUCAGAUGGUCUGGGCAUAGAGAAAUGGCUAUGAAAUGGCUGAUGAUGAUUGUGAAGAAAAAUCUUUGUUAAAUCACAUCAAAAUAUACAUUAGUAUGUUUGAUAAAGGAGACUGAUCUAGUAAUAUCUUGAUUAAUACUACCACCACAUGGGCCAUGAGUGUCUUUAGUAGAGACUCUGGCCAGGUUUUUGAUGUGAGAAUAACUUCUUUUCCUCUCACCAGACUCUCAGUCCCUAUAAAUGGUCAUGAAAGCCACCUGUCCUUGUCUGAUGAUGCCUUAACAAUAAAUUUAAAAAAAAAACUUCUCAAAUGAAACCAUUUCCAAGAUGA
Messenger RNA from Octopus sinensis (East Asian common octopus), 2079 nucleotides. Its product is annotated as THO complex subunit 3-like. The transcript has 6 exons. Gene Ontology annotation, molecular function: protein binding. Gene Ontology annotation, biological process: mRNA export from nucleus. Gene Ontology annotation, cellular component: THO complex part of transcription export complex. NCBI's taxonomy places the organism in Eukaryota, Metazoa, Mollusca, Cephalopoda, Octopoda, Octopodidae. Bases 50 to 1009 code for a protein of 319 amino acids. The record is from RefSeq and is a predicted model, not a curated record.